AUGGCGCCCAAACGAAUUAACACAAGACAACGGCUCAUGACUGAGUUGAUGAGCUGCCAGGAGGAGAAUGACACAUAUUUGUACCUACGUCUUGUCAAUGACGAGGACCUGCUACGCUGGGAAGCUGUAUUGAAAGGUCCAAAUGGGACACCGUACGAGGGUGGACGUUGGCACCUUGAUAUCACAAUUCCUACGGAUUAUCCUUACACACCACCGAACAUCCGCUUCACGACCAAGAUCGUGCAUCCGAAUAUUGAAUUCCAAACAGGCAAGAUCUGCUUGUCGUUGCUAGAUUCAGAAUGGAGUCCGGCUGGCGCUGGGGGUCUCUCGGGCACACUCACAACUAUUCAGCAGUUGUUGAUGGAUCCAAAUUUAGAUUCGCCACUGAAUCCUGAUGUCGCAGUUCUACUGCGCAACGGUGAUAUUGUUGCUUGGGAGAGUUUUAUCCGGUACUGGACUGAAGCGGAGCGGUGGGAGGAAGGUGUGAGUGCUGGACGGUGA
Messenger RNA from Penicillium griseofulvum, 501 nucleotides. It is a transcript of the gene pex4, whose product is annotated as putative ubiquitin conjugating enzyme (UbcJ). The transcript has 2 exons. Lineage: Eukaryota; Fungi; Ascomycota; Eurotiomycetes; Eurotiales; Aspergillaceae. The record is from RefSeq and is a predicted model, not a curated record. Bases 1 to 501 code for a protein of 166 amino acids.